AUGUACAUGCAGUCAAUAAUUUCACCAGGGGAGAUUGGAAAUCCUACUUUCUAUAACGCAAGUUCAAGUCUGGAAUGUCUUCGAAUUUGUCGUAAAACAACGGCUGGAGAGCUGUUUAAUUUCAAUUCUUCUCAACCAGGCUGCACGUGCUUCUCCGGAAGCUCAGUGAACGCAGAUUUCAGUGAAAAUGGCAAUGGUGUUGGAAUGUAUGGAAAGUUGAUUGCAUCGUACCCAUAUGAUUGUCUUGACGCCUUCAACCACGGAGAAACAGCUGAUGGAAUAUAUAGUAUCCAACCAAUGGGUGGCCAGCCAACAACAGCCUGGUGUGACAUGGCAAACGGCGGCUGGACAGUCAUCCAACGACGAAUGGACGGUUCAGAGAACUUCGAGAGGCUAUGGGCAGAAUAUGCAGCCGGGUUUGGUAGCCGGGGAGGUGAAUAUUGGCUUGGUCUCAACAAUAUACACCUCCUCACAUCUGUUUCUAGCUCGCUGGAGAUUGAACUAGAAGCUUGGCCCGGGGAACCGACAUUGACUGACUACGAAAGGUAUACCAACUUCAGCGUCGGUUCAGAGGUUACAAAUUUCACACUACAUGUUGACGGAAUGAUUCCAAGCAAUGACAGCUGUCAUCCUAUGCCUGAAAGUCAGUUGAUUGAUUUUCAAAAUGGACGACCGUUUUCUACAGAAGACAGAGAAGCCGAAGACUCUACUGACCAGUGCUCAUGGAGUACAAGAGGGCCUUGGUGGCACGCAGCUGACUGUUUCCCACUUUCGCUUAACGGUGUGUACUUCGUGGGUGGCACCUACAACACCACUCGCUGGUUGUACGAAGGAAUUGCGUGGUACAAGUGUUGGGACUACACCUACUCACUAAAGACAAGCGUGAUGAAAAUCAAGAGGAAUUAA
Messenger RNA from Mya arenaria, 906 nucleotides. Its product is annotated as microfibril-associated glycoprotein 4-like. Lineage: Eukaryota; Metazoa; Mollusca; Bivalvia; Myida; Myidae. The coding region runs from base 1 to 906 and encodes 301 amino acids. The transcript is spliced from 2 exons. The record is from RefSeq and is a predicted model, not a curated record.